AGUGAAUUUUUAUAUUCAAAAAUCCAAAUUGAACGCACAAUCUUAUGCGUACAAGUCAUCAGCUACUCGCAUAUCAGCUGCUCAAUCACUAUUAUAACUGCUAGUAAUAAAAAGGAAGGGAAAGAGCGGGAACUACUUUUGACAUAAAACGGUGCAUAGGACUUCUCAUCUGCUUUUCUCCGUCUUUGAUGAGACCGGCAAUUGAGUUACCAACUCGGAUAGCCCGAGCUCUGGUCUCGGCGUCGAACCAGACAUCGCCAACUCGAUCAUGGACUCCGCAACUCGAGCACACCUUGCACCGUCUCGGUUGCCGCAACUCGUUGAGUCCGCAGCUCAUCUCACGAGUCAUCGAUCCGUUCCUUAUCACUCACCCUUCACUUGCUCUAGGAUUCUUCAAUUGGGCAUCUCAGCAACCGCAAUUCGUGCACGAUUCUAUCAGUUACCAAUCCAUCCUCCGAUCACUUUCGAUCUCUCGCCAGUUUAACGCCAUUGACUCUAUAUUGAAGCAAGCCAAAGCCCAAAACGUCGUUCUCGAUGGCGACACCUACGGCUCCGUAAUUAGCUCAUUGAUACAAGGUAGAAGAACCAAGAACGCAUUUUUGGUUUUCAAUGAGGUUAAGUUACUGAGUCAUCGAAUUGGAGCUGACAUAUGUAACUCACUCUUGGCGGCGUUAACAUCUGAUGGGUAUUUAGACAAUGCCGAGAAGAUGUUCGAUGAAAUGUGUAUGAGAGAUCUUCCUUUUACUACUAUUGGUUUUGGUGUGUUUAUUUGGCGGUUUUGCAGAAACGCUAACCUGGAUCGCGUUUUGCGCAUGCUGGAUGAUGUUAAGAGGGGUAAUUGUGAGAUUAAUGGAUCUGUUAUUGCAGUUUUGAUCGUUGAUGGGCUGUGUAAGGCUUCAAAGGUAAAUGAGGCCAUGGCAAUAUUGAAUGAGUUGAGGAUUCGAUCCUGCAAACCUGAUUUCAUGGCCUAUAGGAUUGUUGCUGAGGCUUUUCGAUCGAAUGGGGAUGUGGUUGAUACUGAUAGGGUUUUGAAGAUGAAGAGAAAGUUAGGGGUGGCACCAAGGGGAAAUGAUUAUAAAUUGUUUGUAUUGGAUUUAAUUUCAGAGAGAAGGGUAAUUGAGGCAAAAGAAUUGGGUGAAGUGAUUGUUAGUGGGAACUUCCCUAUCGACGAUGAUGUAUUGAAUGCACUAAUAGGUUCAGCUUCAGCAAUCGAUCCUGGUUCAUCCUUGAUGUUUUUUGAUCACUUGAUUGGGAAAGGGAAGUUGCCUACUCUUUUAACAUUGAGUAACUUGAGUAGGAAUCUGUGCAAACAUGGUAAGAUUGAUGAGUUAGUGGAGGUUUUCCGGGUUUUGUCUAACAAUGAUUAUUUCGAAGACAAGGAUAGUUACAGUGUGAUGGUUUCAUUUCUUUGCAAGGCUCGCAGAGUUAGAGAAGCUUAUGGGGUUCUUCAGGAGAUGAAGAGGAAAGGGUUUGCAUCAAGUGCCUCAUUAUAUAAUUCUCUUCUGGAAGCAUGCUGUAGCGAUGAUUUAUUGCGUCCUGCGAAAAAAUUAUGGGAUGAGAUGUUUGCAAACAGGUGUGGAGUGAACUUAAAGACAUACAAUAUUCUUAUUGGCAAGUUUUCACAAGUUGGUGAACUUGAAGAAGCUUUGAGGCUCUUCGGCCACAUGUUGGAGAACGGAGUAGCACCUGAUGCUACAACAUACAAGUCACUUCUUGAAGGACUUUGCAAAGAAGAUAAGAUUGAAGCUGCUUUGGACGUUUUCAACAAAUCUGUUCAGCAAGAUGGAAUUCUUUCUCAAAAUACGUUGCGCAUAUUCAUCCUAAAUCUUUGCAGAAAUGGUCAUCUCGUUGUUGCUUCUGAGUUACUUCGCAGUCUCACUGUCAACAAAGGAGUAGGACAUUCAGACUCGCAUGUGGUUUUGCUGAAAUGUUUAGCUGAUGCUAGAGAGAUUUCUAUUGCCAUUGAACAUAUAAAAUGGGUUCGAGAUACCUCAGAUUCAAUGUUGCAAGCUAUAUCUAGAGAGAUUUUAGCCUCACUUUCAUCUUCAUCAAAUCCAGGGCCAAUUUUACAGUUGGUUCAAUCAGCACAAGAGUAUUUAACUUUUGAUGAUGUUUCUUGGAAGGAUUGUGCAGCAGGUCAUGCAUAGGAUGCGGGCACUAUUGUUGGCAUUUUUCUGGCACCUUUUGGUCUAUGAAGGACAACCCUACAGCUGAUCUUGGCUGCUUAUUGCUAGAAAUUGGCUUCCCCGUAUCAUUCACCACAUUGUUGCAGGCAAAUUUCUGUUCUUACUUGCUAAUAGCGACAAUCAAGUAAAGGGUGGACUUGCACCCUUGGACCUCAGAAAACGCCAUUGAGCAGCAAACGGAAGGAAACUAGGAAAGUCUCUGGCUACAGCAAAGCGAAUCUACAUGAGUCACCACCUUCUAGGCACUGAACGACGCAGAAUUCUUGUUAACUUAAGAGAGUGGAAAAUUGUUAUAUGUAUUCGUAUACACAUGAGCCACACGCUGCUCCGUCCUGAAAACAAUUACAUGAAAGAAUGAAGGAAUUUCAAAACUUCGGUUUA
Molecule: messenger RNA, 2567 nt
Organism: Tripterygium wilfordii
Lineage: Eukaryota; Viridiplantae; Streptophyta; Magnoliopsida; Celastrales; Celastraceae
Product: pentatricopeptide repeat-containing protein At5g14080-like
Exons: 2
Coding region: 189-2147 (652 amino acids)
Molecular function (GO): protein binding
Source: RefSeq, a predicted model, not a curated record